Molecule: messenger RNA, 10811 nt
Organism: Oncorhynchus masou masou (cherry salmon)
Lineage: Eukaryota; Metazoa; Chordata; Actinopteri; Salmoniformes; Salmonidae
Product: SH3-containing GRB2-like protein 3-interacting protein 1
Exons: 17
Coding region: 5735-8173 (812 amino acids)
Biological process (GO): actin filament polymerization
Cellular component (GO): plasma membrane; actin filament; cytoplasm
Molecular function (GO): actin filament binding
Source: RefSeq, a predicted model, not a curated record
UGGCCUCUAGUAGCUACAGUGUGAUCCUGCGUCGCCUUGCAUGUUUGUGUGCAAAUGUUUUCACCACGGCCUGUAGAUUUAGGUUGUGGAUCCGACUGUUUUCUAUAUAUUGACAACCCAGUCUUUCCUGAGACAUUGUGCAUUAUAUGUCCAUUGGGCUGAACACAAUUUAAACUUAGUCUUGAAUGAUGCAUGCCAAGUUAUACCAGAGAUAAGAAUUGAUAUUGCUACCACACAACUCAAACGCCAGUUCACCGGUAUGAACAAUAUCGCCCAAGAACUAUUAAUGUUGAUCCGCUAAAGAUGAUAAUGAGUUUGAGUUUAUUUAUUCUUGCUCACAGAUGAAACUGAAGAAAUGCAGACUUUACAUUACUAAUAAUAAAACACUAAUUUAAAAUACAUAACACAUAAUACGUGACAUAAAUAGAAUAUUGAACAGUUGUAAACAUUACAGGACAUUUUUUCAUGAUGGAAAGAAAUGUAAAUAUUGAAAUGUGAUUUAAAAAUGUAGAAUUUUUGGGAGAACCAUGGGGGGCUGUAUUGAGUAGCUUGGAUGAAUAAGGUUCCCAGAGGUGCCCAGAGUAAACUGCUUGCUCCUCAGUCCGAGUUGCUAAUAUAUGCAUAGUAUUAGUAUAUUUGGAUAGAAAACACUAUGACAUUUCUAAAACUGUUUUAAUGAUGUCUGUGAGUAUAACAGAGCUCAUAUGGCAGGCAUAAACCUGAGAAAAAAUCCAACCAGGAAGUGGGAAAUCUGAGGUUGGUCGAUUUUCAACUCAGCCCCUAUUGAAGUUACAGUGGGAUAUUGGUCAUCUUGCACUUCCUAAGGCUUCCACUAGAUGUCAACCAUCUUUAGAAACUUUUUUGAUGCUUCUACUAUGAAGGGGGGCUGAAUGAGAGGGGAAUGAUUCAGAGGUCUGCCAGCAGUCACUCGCUGGUCACGCAUGAGAGGUUCCUUUGCUUUUCUGAAGAGAAAGGAAUUCUCCUGUUGGAAUAUUAUUGAAGAUUUAUGUUAAAAACAUCCUAAAGAUUGAUUCCAUACAUCGUUUGACAAGUUUCUACGGACUGUAGUGGAACUUUUUGACAUUUCGUCUGCAACUAGUGAACGAGCUUCGUGAGUUUUGAUUUGUUUACCAAACGCCCUAACAAAAGUAGCUAUUUGGACAUAAAUGAUGGACAUUAUCGAACAAAUCAAACGUUUAUUGUGGAACUGGGAUUUCUGGGAGUGCAUUCUGAUGAAGAUCAUCAAAGAUAAGUGAAUAUUUAUAAUGUUAUUUCUGACUUCUGUUGACUCCAAAAUGGCGGAUAUAUGUAUUUGUUCUCUGAGCGCCGUACUCAGAUUAUUGCAUGGUUUGCUUUUUCCGUAAAGCUUUUUUGAAAUCUGACACAGCGGUUUCAUUAAGGAGAAGUGCAUCUAAAGGUCUAUGCAUAACACUUGUAUUUUCAUCAACAUGUAUAAUGAGUAUUUCUGUAAAUUGAUGUGGCUCUGCAAAAUCACCGGAUGUUUUUGGAGCUACUGAACAUAGCGCGCCAAUGUAUACUGAGAUUUUUUUAUAUAAAUAUGAACUUUAUCAAACAAAACAUACAUGUAUUGUGUAACAUGAAGUCCUAUGAGUGUCAUCUGAUGAAGAUUACCUUUCUUUCAAAGGUUAAUUUUUAAUUAUGUCUCUAUUUCUGCUUUUUGUGACUCCUCUCUUUGGCUGGAAAAAUGGCUGUGUUUUUCUGUGGCUUGGCUCUGACCUAACAUAAUCGUUUGUGGUGCUUUCGCUGUAAAGCCUAUUUGAAAUCGGACACAGUGGUGGGAUUAACAACAAGAUUACCUUUAAAAUGGUAUAAGAUUUGUAUGUUUGAGGAAUUUUAAUUAUGAGAUACACCACUAGAAGAAGACAUAGGGUGAUGGUUACUAGCCUGGCACCACAGCUACACCACCAGAAGAAGACAGAGGGUGAUGGUUACUAGCCUGACUCCACAGCUACACCACAGGAAGAAAACAGAGGGUGAUGGUUACUAGCCUGGCUCCACAGCUACACCACAGAAAGAAGACAGAACAUGAUGGUUGCUAGCCUGUGGCUUUCACAAGGGUGGUAGUAGUGAAGGACUUUGGUAGGUAGGCAUACUGAUUUGUGCACUGUUGGCAUGAGUUGUUUUGUUGUUGAUGAAGUUUCCUGGAUUUUUCCAAGGCAUGAAGUUAGAGAGAUGGGCCUCCAGUCACCCGUUGUACAUGGGUUUGACACUUUAGCUAUGGGGACACACAUUGGCAAUCUUCCAGGCAGCAGGAACAGUCCCCUGCCACUAGGUGGUGUUAACUAUGUGUGUGAUGACAGGGGCUAGAUCUUCUGCAUGCUCUUUUAGUACUGUUGGAUUCGGGGUAAACUUUGAAGAUUGAGAUAUUAAAGACAUGAUAGAUCAGAAGCAUAGUAUAUAAAGGAGUGAAACAUACAGACUUUUACGUCAGAGAUGAAUGGUCCUCUGUAUAAAGACAGAUGGCUUUGGAAUGUGUUGGGUGGACGGGAGGAGGUCACAGGAUUGCUAUAGGGGAAGCGGAUGGACAUCUGUGGAUUAGGCAGACGAAGGAGGGGUUGAGGUCAGGAGGUCAGGUCAGAUCCCCUGAAGGAAGUAAUAAGGGUUUAGUAUCCUGUUACCCUCUUCCUGUGGAACCAUAAGAUGUAAGGAUUGGAGAGGAGGUGUGUCUAAAGUGGAGUAUAUAUACGGGUAGUGGUGGAAACAUGUCUGAAACAUGUUUGAAUUACAGCUAGAAUGACCCUUUGGGAAGAAUUCAACUUGGUUAAGCAUCUCUAGUGUCCGUGUGUUAUUUACUCUGAAAAAUAAGAACCUAACAGUACCAAGGCUGGAAUGACCUCAGGCCCACACACUUUACGGGGGCUCAGUCUGGUCAGAGCUUGCUUUAUCUGGCCAAUGCUACACAGCUCAACCUGCCUUGUAGGCAUGGGCAUGGGGAAGAUGGCAAGAGGUGUGUUGUUUGUCCAUGCUUCAGCAAAAAAAUACAUUAAAAACAUCGUUGUCUUCAAUUCCCUCCACCUGUAUUCUCCCUCCUGAUGUUUUCUUUUGUCCAGUCCUUUGUUAAUGAAGUCCCAUCAUUCCUUUGGGCUUCUCUUCUUUAGGUCCUGGUUUUCAGUUUUUAUGGUAGUUUGUCUUUGCUUCUUUGAUAAGCGUUUGCACCUGUGUUUCUGUAUUUUCUCCAUUUCAUCAUUUUACCCCCAUCUGUUGAAUAUCUCCUGUCUUUUCCUGAUGGCGGUCUUUAUUCGUUCAGUCAUCCAGGGCUUGCCCAGUGUUGUUGUUUUCUUAUUUCCUUAUUGGCAUGUAUACAUCAAGUGCAGUUAGAAUGCAGGAGUUGAACAUCUCCACCUUUUGCAUCAAUGCUCUCAGCCUCAUAUUUGGCAGACCAGUCAGUGCUGGCGAUACAUCGUGCCAAUGCCUCCUUUCUGUUCUGGGUUACCAGACAUCCUUUUUUCCGCUGCACCUGGCUUCUCCCUCCUGAUGUUGUGUUUGGGGAGAACAGCAGACAUUUGUGAUCACUGGAUCUGAGAGGAGCAAGUACAGUGGGGGUGUUGUAGUGAUUCUUCAUAUUUGUAAUGAUCAGAUCUAGGAUGGCGUCCCCUCUGGUCUUGUCUUUGACCACUUGUUUCAUGUCUGGAUGGGAGUUUGUCAGCAUCUUGAUAGGCAGGUGAUUAAAGUCUUCACACAGGAUGAGCCCCAUUUGGGGAGAGAACAUCCUGAUCACAUGGACAGUGUUGAUGAGAUAAUCUACAGUAUUCUGCUGAAGUGUUUUCUCAUUUGCCCAUAGUGGAUGGUAGAGUACUCCCACUAACAGAGUUGAGACUGAGCUGGGGAGUGGUUUAGGACGGCGCUGAAGCCACAUACACUCAAACUCCUCUUUGUCGAGGUCAGUUCUUCUCUUUGCCUGCAUACUGUGAUUUACAUACAGAGCCACACCCUCUCCUCUCAUCCCCUCUGGACCUGUCAUUUCAGAACAGCUGGUAGUUAUAUAUCAAAAGAGAUUCAUCUGAGAUAUUUUCGUUGUCCAGAGUUUCAGUGACACAUCCAAUGUCUGCAUUUACGAAUUGAAGAAGCAGUUCAAAUUCAUCCACUUUGUUUAUCAAUGAUCUUGAAUUACAAACAAGCACAUUCAGAGUCUCUGCGGCAUUUCUGGACGUAUUUGCGACAUCACAAAAUUCAGUUAAAACUGCAUUCACGUGAGCAAUUGUGUUUUUUGAAUGUAUUUUAGGUGACCUUAUAUUGUCAGUAUUUUCCUCCGUCUGCCCUUACCAGCUGUAGUCCCUGUCACCUGGCUUGUCGCGCUCAUUAUCCCGAAGCACUGAAGUUUGUCUCGGAUAUGCAGUGCCAGUGGAGGUGCAUGUGUUUUGUAAAUCCCUUAGAAAAUGUGAUGAGUAUUCCACAACGUUUGUACAGUCCAUCGUUGUCAAAGCCAUGCUUGAUCCAUUAAAAGAGCAGGGGAAAGUAUGCAGUGUGACACAACAACAACAACAACAAAAAACACCAACAAACAUUUCAAACGUUGUAACACAUCGAGAGGCUGCCUGGAAGCGUCAAUGACAACAACUCCGAAUCUUAAGUAUAAUCUGUUUGCAUCUGCCAAUUUAUUGGCUGUCCGGUAUACAGACGACCUCCAGAGCUUCCUAUACAGUUAAUCUCUUUCCGGAACGUCUUGAGGCCAGCAAUUAAGGAGAACGAGAGGCUCAAUUAAAGAUGUUGCAGAACUGCUGUAUUUGAAUCACCACUCCCAGUUUCCCUGAUGUUACUACGGCAAUGUUUUUAACCAUCCCUGUAACUUUUGCUUCUGCCUAAUAGUUUGUUUUCUAAACUAAAACUCCUAAAGAACUUCCUAAGAAGCAUUAGGCUCUCGGUCUGAUUUGAGCUUUAAAACACCUGAGUAAGCUCCACUCAUUGUACUGGCACCAUCAUAGCCUUGACCACUGCAUUUGUACAAAGUCCCCGAUAUCUCUUUACUUUACAAUCAGUUCAAUUCUUUGUUUUUCAAGGACUGAGGCACUUUGAUCAGUCACAUUCUUGAAGCCCAAGAAACAAAUCCUUAGCUUCCUAGUACAUAUGGAAAUUAAAAAGGUGUAUGAAUGACUUUUUGGAGAUUUACUGUCAAAAUGCUUAAUUAAAUGUAAAAAAUAAAUUAAAAAGUCUGAUUAAAAGGCGCAUGGGCCCCCAUAGCUGUCUCGACAAGCUGAGGUAAUGUAACCUGCCAGGUGCUAAGUUGUCUUGACAAGCUGAGGUAAUGUAACCUACCAGGUGCUAUGUUGUAUUGCUGCAUUACUAUAUGUAGGCUUUAUUGCACAGUGUUGAAGUAGAGGGGUGUUACAUUCUUUUCGGUUCUAUUUGCCUGAUUUGUCACUCACUCUCUGACCAGGUCUGUUCUCUCUUCCUUUUUGUUGGUCUCAGAGACGCAGCCCGGUAAGUCGCCACCUGGUGGCUCAUUUUAAAAGUGUCUGCACCCAAAGCACUUGCAUGGAAAUAAAUGAAUUACAAAUAUUAUUGUUUGGAGUGCUGUUCAUUUCAUUCUUUAUAGACCCAAACACUCUAUUUCAUUUCAGUGCCUAUGACAUUUACUGAUGGCCUCACAAAAUAUUGUAUUUUUCCAGUUUCUAUAAAUACUUAACAGUUUCACUCUAUUCUUUCACAUUAGCAAUUGUACAGGGAGACUAAUCCAGGACCUAUACUGUAAUUAUUGGUUGAAUUGUUUACAUUCAUGUUUUUGUAUGUUAGGUUACGAUUCCUUUUUACUGGUAUACUGAAAAGUACUUUGUUUUCGUUGCAGGGCUCAAUAAAGAGACACCUGUCUUGUGAGGAGAUCGCCAGACCCAGACGCUCCACCCCUACGCCAAGCCCCGCCCCCGAGACACAAAGUGAGAGAGUAUCCCAGAAUCGCAGAGCAUCCCCAGCUUUCUUCGGGCCUCCUCCUGAGACGACCUAUGAGACACACAGAUACGAUAGUAACAGAAACGAUGGUGAGGAGAUCGCCAGACCCAGACGCUCCACCCCUACACCAAGACCCGCCCCCGAAACACAAAGUGAGAGAGUAUCCCAGAAUCGCAGAGCAUCCCCAGCUUUCUUCGGGCCUCCUCAUCAGAUGACCUAUGAGACACACAGAUACGAUAGUAACAGAAAUGAUGUAGUCUGUAUAGAGGCUGAUGCAUGGUGUGACUCCAGACCAGACUCUGACUCCCCUUUGACCAGAAACUUUCCCACAGGAGCUCCUCCUCCACUUCCUCCCAAGAACAUCCAAGCAGCUAGUCAAGGCUAUUCUUCGUCUGAUUCUUCCGUUGAUUUACACAAUGGGAGAAUAGUCUCAAGCCCCGCCCCCAUCUACCUGAACGUCCAAUCCCCAGCCUCAUACAGAGGUUCCCCCGUGCCUGACCUGGAAGAUGUGUUCGGCCCCAUGGAAUCCUGCCGGAUCAAUGAGGGCAGGGCCUCACCCCGAUGGGUCAGCUUCAACAGUGAGAGACCACCCCCACCAGAAGAACCGGCCCCGCCUCCGCCCCCUGCCUAUCCUCCUCCUGACUCGCCCAACUCCCUCUCUUCCACCCCAGACUCCCCCUGCCUCUCCCCGGGCCCUCCUCCGGAUGAGCCUCCCCCCUCCCCGCCGCCCUUUUCCUCUCCCCCAGACUCGCCCAUCUCCAUAAUCUCCAUUCCCCCUCCAAAUGAACCUGUUCCCCCCCUGCCUCCAGACUUCUUGCCCCCAGACUCCCCGCCGUGCAUCGCCAUCAAUCCUAGUCUGUUUUUGGAUGAUGAUGAGAUACUGGAGUACUCCCAUGCUCCCUCUACCCCUGCUGCCCCACUGGAAUACUCCCCUGCCCCUACCAGUCCCAUCCCUCCCCCCCUGCCUGCGGAGCGCUCCCUUCGGGCAGGCAUCCCUUCCCCUCUGGUGUUCCUUAGGGAGGAGCAGCCUGACUUUAUGUCCUGGCCCCUGGUGCUGACCCCGGGCUUCAGGGGCGUGCCGUCCCCCCUCCUCCCGCCCGCCUACAGGCCCAUGGUGUCUUCCCCCGGACCCUGCCCAGGCAGUGGCCCCUCCUCUCCACCUCGCCCUGCCAAGCCCAUGUCAGGAGGUAGUCCAGUCCCUCCCCCUCUUCCUACAAGGCCCUCCUCUCGACCCAAACUGCCCCCUGGGAAACCAAUGGGAGACCUGGCUCGGCCAUUCAGCCCCCCAGUCUCCGGCAGCCCCCCUCCCUUCGCCCCCCUGGCCCGAGCCGAGAGUUCCUCUUCCAUCACCUUGCUGAGUGCAGCCUCCACCCCCACCCUGGGGAGAGAGCUCAACAUAUCCACUACAGGAUGCUCCAGAGGACCCAGCCCACUGACCAUGGGAGCCCAGGACACUCUGCCCGUGGCGGCUGCCUUCACUGAGACCAUCAACGCCUACUUCAAAGGAGCCGACCCCAGCAAGUGUGUGGUGAAGAUCACUGGGGAGAUGGUGCUGUCUUUCCCAGCAGGCAUCACCAGGCACUUUGCCAGCCAUCCGUCUGCCCCUGUGCUCACCUUCAGCAUCAGCAACUACUGUCGGCUAGAGCAGGUCCUCCCCAAUCCACACCUACUGUGCUGUGACACCACCAUGUCCAAUGUGGACACCAAGGAGUUCUGGGUAAAUAUGCCAAACCUGAUGAGUCACCUGAGGAGAGUGGCUGACCAGAAGCCUCAAGCAACCUACUACAAUGUGGACAUGAUCAAAUAUCAGGUAGCAGCUGAGGGGAUCCAGUCUACUCCCCUGAACCUGGCGGUAAGUUGGCGUGGCGACACCACCAGCACGGACCUCAGAAUAGACUACAAAUACAACAUGGAGGCCAUGGCCGCAGCCCCCUCCCCCCUCCACAACAUCCACUUCCUGGUCCCUGUGGACGGGGGUGUGGCCGAACUCCAAGCCAUGAUCCCCACUGCCACCUGGAACCCAGAACAGCAGAACAUUCUAUGGAAGAUAUCAAGCCUUUCCCAAAGGUCUGAAAAUGGAGGAGUGGGGGCUCUACUGGGAAGGUUCCAGUUGACAGAGGGUCCCAGUAAGCCGUCCCAGUUGGCAGUGCAGUUCACCAGCGAGGGCAGCACUCUGUCAGGCUGUGACAUCCAGCUGGUGGGGACUGGCUACAGGCUCUCGCUGGUCAAAAAGAGAUUUGCAGCAGGGAAAUAUCUGGCAGACAACUAGUCACCACUGUUGUAAAAUGGAACCCUUUCAACCAUACGAUGGUUUUUGACUGUGAGGAUUGUGAGAGACUUUUUAUGGAUUCUUCAUUCGAUACAAGUUACCAACUGAGAAACGUCCGAAACCUAACGCUUGAGCAAGGAGGGGUAACUGAUGACAUAGCAGCAACAACAGGAUGUGAUGUAAUACGCACUGUCCCCGGGGUUCACCAGGGUAUUGCUUUAUGUUUUAACACACUCAAAUACAGUAGUCGCACUGUUGGAGUUUAUGCAAGUAGUCACCGUUUUCUUUUCUCGUUUUGUGCACCUUGAGGGUUGUUGAGGUCAAUUGUAAAAUAUUUUGUCUGUAAUGUUUUCGUUAUGUGUCGGACCCCAGUAAGACUAGCUGUCACCAUUGGCUUUUGCUAUUGGGCAUCCUAAUCAAUAAAACAUUUAGAAAUCAUAAUGAAAGAUAAUGGAUUCGACACAUUUACUCCCGUUUAGCAAAGUCAAUUAUCAUUGGCAGCACAUACAGUAUUCCAGCCUUAUCUGUGAGAAGAAUUCUAUGUGAUGGAUGGAAGAUGCACUGGACAGAUUUAUGUGAAUAGAUAGACACUGUUGUCAUUCAUUGAUAAUUCAAUUGAUUAUGAAAAGAACAAUUGAUUAUGACAUAACAAUUGAUUAUGACAAGAACAAUUGAUUAUGACAAGAACAAUUGAUUAUGACAUAACAAUUGAUUAUGACAUAACAAUUGAUUAUGACAAGAACAAUUGAUUAUGACAUAACAAGUGAUUAUGACCAGAACUCCACGUGCAGGGUUAGGAUGACAUUUUGGUGUUUUUCUUUUAUUUAUUGGGUUGAUUCAACUGAUAUGGUACCAGCUGGUAUUGCACCAGCACGUUGAGGCCCACAACUUGGAGUUAACGUACAGACAACAUUAUUAUGUAUGUGGUGGUUGUGUGUUUUGCUGGGAGGUCAAGUGGUUCAUGUAAUGUAAUGGUUCAUAUUGUUUUCCUGAUUUGUGGAUGACAGAAACAAAGCAGUUGACCUUACAGGCUGAAUAGCAGAGUUGCCUUGGACCAGAUUACAUUUCUUUCUGAAUUCUGUUUGUCCCUUAGAGUUGUUGUGUCCAGGAGUCCUAAUCAAGAAUAACUGGUUGAAAUGACAUGCUUACAACUGGUUAGGGUGGCAGGUAGCUAAGCAGUUAAGAGUGUUGGGCCAGUAACUGAAAGGUCACUGGUUUGAAUCCCAAGUCAACUAGGUGGAAAAUCUGCAGAUGUGCCCUUGAGCAAGGCACUUAACCCUAAUUGCUCCUGUAAGUUGCUCUGGAUAAGAGCGUCUGCUCAAUGACUAAAAUGUAAAUGCUAGAAUUACAUCAAUUACUGGUUAGAAGUAGGUCUUUAUGAGGUCAUUUCAACCAGUUUUGCCCGCUGGGAAGUAUAACUGGGGGACAUCAAAGAAGAUGGAAAAGUGCUUCAAGAAUGAUUUAUCUAAAAUAGAAUAAUAAUGAAUAUUCAACGGAAGCCCCUAAUGUUAUGUUUCUUGUUUUUCCACCAUGUGGAGUUAAUACAUGUUUUAUCAUUUUCUAAUAGCAGUAUAUUGAAAAUCUAUUUGUAAAAAAAAGUGUAAAUAUGAAAGAAGCUUCUUCAUAUAUCCCUUUGGACAUAUGGGUGAUUCUGUGUUUGUCAAAUCAGAUAUAUGUUAUACGGUUGGUGAUAGCCUUUACAAUACAUUACAGAACACAUUAUUGUUUUGUUUUAUUUCUAACGCGGAUUUCUUGUAAAAUACUGACUGUCCAAAUCUGCGUUACUCAAUUGUGUUGUUUUUUUUUAAGCGUUUUUUUUACUCUACAAUGCUAGUUCAUUUAUUUCAAGACAUUUAGGAUGUCCAGAAGCACACAAGAGUCCCCCCUCCCCUUCCCUCCUAAUCCAAUGCUAUUCUGACCUAGACUGGGUAAAGAAAACAGUAGUGAGUGUAGCGUUCAGUCUAAUGUAACCAGGUUCAUUCAGACCUACGUCUGUUAUAGUACGUGUACUAUGUGAUUGUUUUUACUGUAACUUCUAGUCAUGUCAUCGUGUUUGACCUUUCACCUGAAGAUUUAACCUUUAAACCUUUGACCUUUGGCAUGAAUCCACAACAACAUGAUCAAACUUCCACGAUACUAUUGCAGUAACGUCCUCCUAGGUUUCCUCCCGACUUGCACACCAACAACAAAUACAUUUGUGGAAAUGUAAUUGUUUUGCUCCUGCCCAUUUCAAGGAGAAAUAAUGUUAGUGUAUUAUUUUCACUUUAUAACAAUGGUAAUAGAAUUACCUCACGUUAUUGUUACUUAUUUCCAAAUCAGUAUAUUCAAAAUGAGUCGCGACCAAUGACAAAAGAGCCUUUUUAAUCCUUGAUAUUAUCAAUAACUAUGGUAAAUGUAUUUCAACUUUCGUUUUUUAUGUCCUGGUUGCAAUUUAAUUUAUUUGUUUGAGCCUUACUGGCCAUUUAAAAAAGUAUUCACAAAUAAACGUUUUUUCUGUCAGUAUUUUAUUCACUGCAUAGGACACUGAAUAUGCAAACAUACCAUGUACAUUUCCCAUCCAAAGAUUUUAAGAGUAAAUAUAUAAAAAGUUAAUAUAAUGUAAUACAUGUUUUACUUGGUAAUAAAGAAUUGGAGAAUA